Molecule: messenger RNA, 1158 nt
Organism: Drepanopeziza brunnea f. sp. 'multigermtubi' MB_m1
Lineage: Eukaryota; Fungi; Ascomycota; Leotiomycetes; Helotiales; Drepanopezizaceae
Biological process (GO): L-threonine catabolic process; glycine biosynthetic process
Cellular component (GO): cytosol
Molecular function (GO): L-allo-threonine aldolase activity
Source: RefSeq, a predicted model, not a curated record
AUGGGCAGCAUCGAGAUCUCCCAGGGCGACGUCCCGCCUCCCGACACCAUCGCCGUAGCACCCAGCUGGCAAGGACCCGGGCCAGCAGCCUAUGACCUCCGCACCGACACCAUCACGACCCCGACGCUCUCCAUGCUGCAGGCCAUCGCGCAGUCCUCCCUCGGCGACGACGUGUACCAAGAAGACGCCACGACGACGGCCUUCGAGGCCUCCAUGGCGGCGCUGACCGGCAAGCCCGCCGCGAUGCUCGCGCUGUCCGGAACGAUGGGCAACCAGCUCGCGCUCCGCUCGCUGCUCACCCAGCCCCCGCACGCCAUCCUGUGCCACCACCAGAGCCACAUCCUCGUUGCCGAGGCCGGGGGCUGCGCGACCCUCAGCCAGGCGCACAUGCAGGCGGUGCGACCGCGCCACGGCAGCGGCCUGUACCUCACGCUCGAGGACGUCGAGCGCGAGGCGGUGGUCAGCUCCAACAUCCACGUGGCGCCGACCCGCGUCAUCUCCCUCGAGGUCACGCUCGGGGGCUCCAUCACGCCCCUGGCAGAGGUGCGGCGCAUCGCCGCCUUCGCGCGCCGGCACGGCAUCAAGAUGCACCUCGACGGGGCCCGCAUCUGGGAGGCCGUAGCCGCAGGCGCGGGCUCCCUGCCGGACUACCUGGAGUGCUUCGACACGGCGCAGAUGUGCUUCUCCAAGGGGCUCGCGGCGCCGAUGGGCAGCGUGAUCGUCGGGCCCGCGGCGGUGCUGGACCACUGCCGCUGGGUGCGGAAGAGUAUCGGCGGGGGGAUCCGGCAGGCGGGGAUCAUCGCGGCGGCGGCGAGGGUGGCGGUCGAGGAGAACUUCCUCGCGGGUGCCGGGGCCAAGCUCCGGGAGACGCACCGCAAGGCCAAGAUGGUGGAGCAGAUGUGGACCCGGCGGGGCGGGACGCUCGUUCGGCCCGCGGAGACGAACAUGGCCGUCCUGGACCUGGUGGAGAGCGGCAUCGAGGUGGCGGAUUUCGUGCGCGUCGGGGCGGAGGAGGGCCUCAAGUUGAUGGGGGGCCGGAUCGUGGUCCAUCUGCAGGUGGUGGACGAGGCGUUCGCGCGGCUGGAGAGGGUGUUUGAUCGGGUCAUGGCUGCGAAGGGCAAGGACGUCGUUGCGCAGCAGUCGGUUUACGGGUAUUGA